UGUGUAUCAUCACUAGUCGCUAAUAUGCAAACUCACUCCAAUAGUACGCACUUAUCUGUUUCCAAUAAAAAUUAAAUACAUAUAUAAUACGACGCUUACAAGAGCCAGUGUAAUUACUUUGUUAUAAAAUUUAACCGAUACGAAAUAUAAAACAAUUCAAAAAGAUCACAAAAGACGUUAAAUCUAGUUUGCUACGCAUUAAGCUUGAAACGUUUUUACAACUGGAGUUGAAUAAAGCUCAAUUGAAAUUUAUUGAAAAAGUUAAAAGAGGCUUUUAAAUGGCUGAAAGAGCAAGUGAUGAGCGUUUUAAAGUGUUAAACUCUAGAAAACUCGAACUACCGCUAGAUGAAUAUUACAAACAGCAUGUUCGUCCUGAUCUGCCUAAUCUUAACUCCUCUAUUAGAGGCACGAAAAACGCCAACUGUGUAUUCAAUACAAAUGUUAUGGAUCUAACAUUGGAUGAGUAUUAUGAGCAGUUUGUGGUGCCCAAGGUGAAGCUGCAGGAAGAGCAAGCAAUAGUGGAGCAAAGGAGCAAACACUUUCAACGCACUCACUACUUUGGGCCGCGGUACUUGGAGCAGUGCCAGCACAAGCAGAAAGCUGGGAGGGCAGUACAAGAAGAUUUGGAGAAUAAAAUACAGGACAUACAAACAAAAAUAAUUUAAUCGAAGCAAACGAGAGGAAAAGAGAGGAAGAUAGCAACAAAUUUAACUGCGAUUUAAUACGAAUCGAAGGAGAAGAGUGAGUGAAAGAGAGAAAGAGGCAGCCAGACGGAGAGAGGGAGCACGAGCUCCAAACAAUUAUUAAAUACAAUUUAUUCAUUUUUAUAUGGUGCUAAUAAUGUGUCAACAGCUUGACACAAAAACCAUUUAUGGUGCUUAAAAUGCCAGCGAGCAUACUUUUAAAUAUAAUUCAAAUAAUGUCUUUUUUUAA
Messenger RNA from Drosophila mojavensis, 933 nucleotides. RefSeq lists its product as uncharacterized. The coding region runs from base 279 to 665 and encodes 128 amino acids. Lineage: Eukaryota; Metazoa; Arthropoda; Insecta; Diptera; Drosophilidae. The transcript has 4 exons. The record is from RefSeq and is a predicted model, not a curated record.